Messenger RNA from Phymastichus coffea, 4720 nucleotides. RefSeq names its product DNA repair protein RAD50 (gene rad50). Gene Ontology annotation, biological process: telomere maintenance via recombination; chromosome organization involved in meiotic cell cycle; double-strand break repair. Gene Ontology annotation, cellular component: nucleus; Mre11 complex; condensed nuclear chromosome. Gene Ontology annotation, molecular function: ATP hydrolysis activity; single-stranded telomeric DNA binding; G-quadruplex DNA binding. The transcript has 17 exons. The coding region runs from base 101 to 4231 and encodes 1376 amino acids. Lineage: Eukaryota; Metazoa; Arthropoda; Insecta; Hymenoptera; Eulophidae. The record is from RefSeq and is a predicted model, not a curated record.
UGUCCAGAAUUUUUUUUUUUAAUUUCGUAUUGUUGGAAAAUUCACGAAUACAAAAUUUCGUGUUCAUUAUUUUAGAUAAUUGAAAGUGAAAUUCAAAAAAAUGUCAAGAAUUAAGGACCUAGAAAUUCGGGGCGUCAGAAAUUUUGGAGAUGAAAAAGCAAAAGCUAGAAUCCGUUUUUCAAAGCCAUUAACCCUAAUUCUUGGUCCGAACGGCACUGGGAAAACAACAAUUAUUGAAUCUCUUAAAUAUGUUACUUCUGGAGAGUAUCCACCUGAUUCUGAAAGAGGAAAAUCUUUUGUUCAUGAACCAAAGCUCACUUUAAACCAUACAGUUCGAGGUCAGGUAAAAGCAAGAAUAAUUGAUACAAAAGGUCAGGGACUUAUAAUAACUCGAACUAUGCAAGUUAGUCGACAAAAAAAUAAUUCAUUAAAGUUUCAAGCUCUAGACAACACAAUAACUCGUUAUGAUGAAAACAAAAAGCCUAUACAAAUUAGCAGUCGAUGUGCUGAUGUCGAUAGAGAAAUGCUGAUUGCUAUGGGAGUAUCAAAACCUAUUCUCAAUUAUGUAAUAUUUUGCCAUCAAGAGGAAUCAAAUUGGCCUCUAGAAGAUGGAAAAAAGUUGAAAGAUCGUUUUGAUGAAAUAUUUGACACUUCAAAGUAUAACAAAGCAAUGGAUUCUACCACCAAAUUAAUCAAAGAUUUACAAGCAGAAUUGAAUACAAUAAAAGCCUAUGAAGAAGGUCUGAAAAACAUGGUUGAAGAAGUAAACAAUUUAGAAGACAAGCUUAAUGACUGUGUAACAAGAGAAGGAAAAGCAAACAUAAGAAUGCAGAAAAUAAAUAUAUCUGUGAAACCUAUUGAUGAAAGGUCAGAUGAAAUUAUAAAAGUUAAAGAAAACCAUGAUAAACUUAUGGAACUAAUAAAAUUGACUGAAAACGAAUAUAAAAUGACACGUUCUAAGAUACAUACUCUGAAACAACAUAUUAAGCAUAUAUUUAAUGGAUCAAAAUCAGAAUUAAUUAGAAAAAUAGAAACUCAUGAAACAACUUACUCCCAAAAGUCUCAAAGUAAAAAACAGAUUGAACUUGAUUUGGAAGAAAUACUAAGAGUAGAAAAUAAUUUAGCGUUAAAAUUGGAAGAAGCUAAAAUUCAAAUAGGUGCUUUAAUGCAGAAGAAGUAUGCAUUUGAUGAAAAAAUGAUGAGCCGAAAUGAAUUGUUAAUAAAAAGUUUAAAAAUAUGGAACUUAUCAGAUGUCAGUCAAAUUUCCUCUGAGGAAGAGGCUACAAAUUUCAUUGAUGAGAUUGAUGUCAAAUUGAAAGAAUUAACUGUCUCUAUGAAAAGAAAAUUUGAAGAAAACGAACAAGAGGAAAAAUAUGUUCAAAGAGAAGUUGAUAAACUUAGAAUUGAAAAAACUGAAAUUGAGUCAGAAAUGUCUCUAAAAGAAAAAGAAAGACAAGAUAUUAGCUUGGAAAUAACUGAGUUGAAAAAUAAAAUAAAUAAGACAGGAGAAGCAGAGAAAAAAUUGAAUUUCAUUGAAAGUGAUUUGCAGAAAGCAACAAAAACCUAUAAUGAUCUUCUACAAAAUUUUAAUGAGGAUUCCAUAAAAAGAAAGUUACAGAUAGAAAUAUCAAUCAGAAAAGAGUUGAAUUUGAAAGUAAGUAACAUUGAUUGUGAAAUAAAAUCACUACAUCAACAAAGUUCUCAACAAGCAGAAUUGGAGUUGCAUCAAGCUGACACAAAAAAGAAAGAAGAACAAAUACAAUAUUUAAAAAACAAGAAUAAAAAUGAUCUAGAAUCAUUGUUUGGAAAGAGUAUCCCAGAAACAGGAUUGAAAAAUAAUUUAGAAAAAUUACAUCGUGAUUUAACGAUCGAAAGAACUCAAAUACUAAAAAAUAUUGAAUGCGAACAAAAAAAAGUGACAGAAGUCGAAACUACUCUUAAAUAUAAUCAAAUAGAAAUGAAAAAACUGACCUUUGAACUUGAAGAUUAUAGAAAAAAAGUAGAUCUUAAAUGUGAAGGAAGUGAUUACAAUGAAGUAUUAAAACUUCAGGAGAAAAAAGUUAAAUGUCUACAGGAUGAAAGAGGAAUCUAUGCCAAUCAAUCGGUUAUGUAUAAGAAGUACAUAAAUCAAUUAAAAUCAAAGUCUUGUUGUCCUCUAUGUGAGCGGGGUUUUCAAAAUUCUUCUGAUGAGAAACAGUUAGAAAAAAAAUUGAUUUUAGAAAUCGAAAAAAGCCCUCAGAAUUUAGAAAAAUGCGAGAAAGAGUUGAAAAUGGAACAAGUUCGAUAUGAUGAACUGCUGCAAUUGAAGCCAACUAUUGAGCAAAUAAAGGAAAUUGAAGAAGUUAAAUUACCUAAAUUGAGAAAAAUAGAAGAACAGAAGAAAUUAGACCUAGAGACGUCGCAAGAAAAACUGGAAGAUUUGAAAAUGUUAUUAAUUGAGCCAGACGAAAAGUUGAGUACUUAUAAAAACAUUUUUGAGGAAAUAAUCUUAUUGGAUAAUUAUGUCAAUGAAAAACAAAGUAUCAACAGACUCAUUGAAUCAAAAAAAUCUGAAAUGUCAAAAGCAGGUAAAAUUGGUGAUCGCUCCAUGCAAGAAGCUCAGAAUGAACGCGACAAUAUUAAAAAAAAGGUGACUUCAAUUGAAGCUAACAUUGAUAGUAUUCAACUUUCUCUUCAAGAAUGUCAAGAAAAAGUACAGAAAGCAAGAGAACAUAAAAAUAAACUAAAUGAAGAAGUACUAAAAAUACGUCAAAGUAUGCAAGAAUUGAAACAGUUGCAAGAUAAACGAAGAAGUUUAAUUGAAAAAGACAAUAAUCUUGAAGAAUCAAUAAAGUCACUGCGUCAAAAACUAGUGAUUGCCGAUAAUGCCCUUUCAGAAAAAGUCACGGAAUUAAAUGAACUCAAGCGAAAUAAUCGUGAAGAGUGUGAUAAGGAUAGUGAAUUCAAAUCAAAACGUUCCACUGAAAUGCAUGAGUUGAAAACAAUACAACACGAAGUAAAUAAGUAUAUAAAUAUGAAAAUUGAUAAAAAUUUGGGAAAAAUCCAAUCUGAAUCGGACCAAAUAAAAAAAGAUUGUGAUAUCAAAAAAAUGGAAAGGUUAGAUCUUGAAGAGAAAAUUCGUUCACUUGAAGAACAAUGUAAGUCGCAGGAAAGACAAAAACAAGAGAUGGAAGAUAAUUUAGAGCUUAUGAAGUUGGAGGAAGAAGUAGAAAAACUAGAAGAGAAAAUGUCUAAAGAUAAAACAAUAUUACAGAAUUUAAACUAUAGUGAGCUCAAAGAAGAGUACAUAAAACUGCAAAAAGAGAGAGAACAAUAUGAAGAAGAAAAAAAUUCUAUCAAAGGAGCCCUUGGAGAAAUGCGAAAUUCAAUUUCAAAACUGAGAAAAGACUUGAAUCAAGAAAAAUACAGGAUGGCUCGACAUAACUUUAAAGAAAAACAGUGUGAAUUAAUGGUUCAAGAGCAAGCUAUUGCAAAUUUGAAGACGUAUGUUACCGUUUUGGAUAAAGCUAUGAUUCAAUUUCAUGAAGAACGAAUGAAUACUGUUAAUCACUUAUUGCAUCAGUUGUGGACUUUAGUAUACAGUGGAAAUGAUACAUCUUCUAUUCAAAUUCGUGUACAAACGACAGAGGGCAUUGGCGAUAAAAAAAGGUCUUAUAAUUAUAAAUUGGUUCAAGUUAAACGUUCUACUGAAAUGGACAUGAAGGGAAAAUGCAGUGCGGGGCAAAAAGUUUUAGCAUCUAUAAUUAUUCGCAUGGCUUUAGCUGAUACUUUUUGCAGUGAUUGUUCUGUACUAGCGUUGGAUGAACCAACCACAAAUCUCGAUGAAGAAAAUGCUCAAAAUUUAGCAUGUAUGUUGUCAAAAGUAAUACAACUCCGAGCUCAACACAACAAGAGUUUUCAGCUGAUUGUUAUUAGUCACGAUGAAAGAUUUAUUUCACAAUUAUCAAAUCUUAAUGGCAAGCAAUGGUGUCAGGAACUCUAUAGAAAUAUUGAGGGCUAUAGUUUAGUCAAAUUACGAGAUGUCUCAGACUUUAGCAAAAAUGGCUCACAAAAUAUAACCGAUGGAAAAUUUGAACUAGAAUCUGAUGAUGAUGAAGAUGAUGAUGAUGAUGAUGGUGAUAGAACUGAAUACGCUGGUAGGCAAAGUAAGGUUUCCCUGAAAAAUUCGAGAAAAAGACAAGUUAGUCCAGAUGAUUCAUCGCCACGUCGCGUGACAAAAAGAAGAACAUAAAAGGUAUUAGAAAGGUGUCAUAAUCUGUUUUAAUUCCUAACAUUUAAUAAAUAUUCAACUACUUUUUAUUUCAAAAAUUAUUUCGGCUAUGAAAAUAUUCUUAGCAUAUUUUUACUAAUUUUUAUUAUAUAAAUAUUUGAUAAACUGUAUGAUACUGCAUUCCGUUACCACUGCUUAUAAGCUAUUAUGUUAGAUGUGUAUUGAAUUUGUUAUAUUGUUAAGACUUCGUAUGCUAAUGAAGGGGCUUUCUACAUAAGUUGGAAGUAUCAGUGCUCAGGUGUACAGCGAUGAGAAAAGAAAAUUAAAUUAUUUAUAAUCGUACUAAUAACGAUAAUAUAUCAAAUAAAAUUUAUGGUUAUAAUUUUUGUUAUCCUGCGCAAUCACUGAGCACCUAGAUAUUAAACAAAUAAACCUUGAUCUAUUCGGUAUGCAUCUGAUGUCUUAUGUUGUAGAAAUCCCUUAAAGGUCUAAGUAAAUUUAAGAUCUAUG